This is a messenger RNA of Capsicum annuum, 1950 nucleotides long. RefSeq names its product monoacylglycerol lipase. The coding region runs from base 249 to 1667 and encodes 472 amino acids. The record is from RefSeq and is a predicted model, not a curated record. Lineage: Eukaryota; Viridiplantae; Streptophyta; Magnoliopsida; Solanales; Solanaceae. Gene Ontology annotation, molecular function: lipase activity. The transcript is spliced from 7 exons. Gene Ontology annotation, cellular component: membrane.
CGUGGUAGUAAAAUCUACCGCUAUUUUGUAGCGUAAUUCUCUGAGCCAUUAUUUAUUCAUCACUUCUCGGAAACAAGGGGAGAAUAACGCAUUAUCAUUCCUUCAACCUUCAUCUUCUCUUCUGAAGAUCUCUUAUUAAAAUUUUGAUUUCGUAUUCAACUUUAUUUUCCAGAACCAAAAUUUCAUCUGUAAGGAAAUUAAAUUGAAUUAUUUUUUGAAAAAAUUUUGACUAUUUUUUUUUGCAUUAUAUGAUUUGCUUGACAAGUCAAAAAUUGUGCAUAUCCAAACGAUUUGAAUCACAUUUCGGUUUAUAUAUCCACACAAAAUUACCAAAACAAAAUUUGAAGCUAAAUUGUGUGGAUUUUCCUGAAUAUUUAUCCGAGUUGAAAUUGUUAGCGUUUGGGAUUAGAAGGAGGAGAAGAAGAGGAAGAGGAACAACAACAGCAGCAAUGACGGUCGCGGUUGAAGUAGCGAAAACGAGCGAAGCUACGAUAAUUUUAACAUCAGGUGCAAGCGGGAGACUCAGUGCCCUAUUUUCAUUACGGGUGCUGAGGAGCUUGUUCCUUUUAAUUAAUGCUUUCGUGUUGUUAUUGUUAUUGCCAUUUCGUGGACGGAGGAGGAUGCCGUCACCGGCGACGAUGAUGGCGUCGUCGGGAUCGCAGAGCGGCGGCGGGAAGGAGGAAAAGGCGGUGGUGGAGAGGAAAGGUACGGUGGUUCGGGUGCCGUCGAAAAUGGUGCCGAGGAAGAGCGCGGUGGAGCAGGAGGUGGCGGCGAGAAGAUCGCUAGCCAUAAGGAGAGUACUUCAGGAUGACGAUAGAGAGACGUUGAGGGAAUUUUCACAUUUUGUUACGUUUAGAGGAGAUACCAUGUUCACGCAAUCAUGGACACCUCUUUCCUUCAAAGUCAGGGGAUUGGUUUUCUUGUUGCACGGCCUCAACGAACACAGUGGCCGAUAUGAUGAUUUUGCCAAGAAGCUAAAUGCAAAUGGCUUUAAAGUUUAUGGAAUGGAUUGGAUUGGACAUGGUGGAAGUGAUGGACUGCAUGCAUAUGUUCCUUCUCUUGAUGAUGCUGUCAAUGACAUGAAACAAAUUCUGUCAAAGAUUUUAGCUGAAAAUCCUGGACUUCCGUGCUUUUGCUUUGGACAUUCGACUGGUGCAGCCAUAAUCCUCAAGGCAGCACUUGAUCCAAAGGUAGAAUCUAGGAUUGAUGGUAUCGUACUGACUUCACCUGCCGUAGGAGUUCAACCAACUCAUCCGAUUUUCAAGGUACUUGCUCCAAUUUUCUCAUUUCUAUUCCCAAGAUACCAGUUCAGUGCAGCAAACAAAAGGGGUGUGGCAGUGUGUAGGGAUCCAGCAGCAUUACUGGCCAAGUAUUCAGAUCCACUAGUGUUCACUGGAUCCAUUAGGGUAAGAACAGGCUAUGAGAUCCUUCGAAUAGCUGCUUACUUGCAACAAAAUCUGUGCAAGUUGACGGUACCAUUCCUAGUUCUUCAUGGCUCUGAUGAUGUAGUGACCGACCCUGAAUGCUCUAAGAAGCUCUAUGAAGAGGCUUCUUCAACUGAUAAAAGCAUCAAGCUGUAUAAAGGGCUGUUGCAUGACCUGCUUUUUGAACUUGAAAGAGAAGAAAUCAUGGAGGAAAUAAUCGACUGGUUGAGCCAAAGAUGUUGAAUUGUUAAAACGACUAUAGUGAUAUGGUUCAAUCGGGAAAGAGAUUGGGCUGGGGGCGAAUGCUGAAUCCGAAGAGACUAGCCGCCGUCGAGAGGAUGCUCAAUUAGUUUUAAGCAUGUUAAUACUUGGUUGAAGCCUGUAUUAUUAGAUGUUAUGUAAACUAAUCCAAUACUCAGUUACUCAUUUUUCUUGGGAAGGACUAUUCGAAAGCAAAGUCAUUUUCCUCCGUUUUGGUCAAGACAUAACUGUUUUCUGUGAAAUGUAAAAGGUGGUUUAUUAUUUA